AUUUAGUCAUUUAGCAGAAGCUCUUAUCCAGAGCGAUUUGCAUUUAACUCUGUAUAACUCGACACAACUGUCAUCUCAGUAUGCCUGCGCUUCGUCUAUUAAUUGUAUAUACCGGGAUAAGUUAUUCCUUACUUUUCAGCAUGAGUAAUGGUUGAAAUGCGUGAGAAAUACAAGGUUUUGCAUGAGAGCGUGAGACUUGAGAGCCCUAUUAUUUGGCCAAUAUGUACAAUUAAGGACUUUAACAACCACUAUCACCAUCGAAAUGUUGUCUUGUUCAUCUGGUUACCGAUAAUCCGCUGGGGGAGCAACUGCAGACCAGCACCUCUUUUGACCAUUUCAUCCACUCGAUCCCUCAUCGAUGAGCAGGUUACCAUAGAAGGCCGUUACCUUCCCCCAUUCUGUCGCAUCACCAUGCGUGCAUGCUUGCACAGCGAGGAUGGUGACCUAUGGGAGACACUCUCCCACUACAAUACAGAUAAGAAUGGCAGAGUUAACUUGACCAGGGAUGUGUCUUUGGGGGGUUCAUAUGUGGGCUGUGAGCCAAUGGGUUUAUUCUGGAGCUUGCAGCCUGCACAUGGGGGAAGAAAGGGUCUGAGACUAAGAAAGAAGAACGUUGAGACACCCUACCCAAUUCAAAUAUCUAUUCUGGAUGGUCAUGUCACAUUUGAAAAUAAUAAUAAAAAUAACCAGGAGUUGGCAGCUGUCAACGUAGAACGCUGGUACAUGGCUCCAGGUGUCAGAAGAAUGGAAAUACGACAAAACGGAAUAGUGGGGACUUUGUUCCUACCCCCAGGCCCAGGCCCAUUUCCAGCUAUGGUAGACCUAUGGGGUAUGGGUGGAGGACUGGUAGAAUAUCGUUCUGCCCUGUGUGCAUCCAGAGGCUUUGCAAGUCUUGCCCUUGCCUAUUUUGGUCACAAUGACAUUCCCGGUCCUCUUAACUGCAUUAACGUGGGAGACCAGUACUUUAGGGCAGCAUUCAAACUGCUACAGGAACAUCCUCAGGUGUGUGGGGAUCGGAUAGGUGUCAUGGGCCUUUCAUUUGGAGUCUACCUGUCUCUUAGAAUCGCCACUCAGAUUGGUGUCAGUCCCAGGUGUGUGAUUUGUAUCAAUGGGCCAAUUGGUAGUUUUAACAAGAUAUCAGAUAAUGACAGCAGGAACGAAAGCUUUGAACGUUAUCAGAAGCACUGGAGUUUCAAUGAACAGGGGUAUGUCAGUUUCAGAGAAGUUACCCUACCCAAAAAUAUACCACCAGAGAACAAACUAAAGCUUGAGAACCUGUGCUGCCCCCUGCUGUACAUUGUUGGCGAAGAUGACCUAAGCUGUGCAGCAAUGGAGAACGCAAAUGAGAUUGAGGAGAGUCUUAAGGCUGCAGGAAAAUCCCACCUGCUUGUUCGUCUGUCAUACCCAGGUGCUGGUCACCUGAUUGAGCCACCUUAUACACCGAAUGCACGAGCCUCUAUGUGGACCACCAGACCAAAAAAGCUGAUAACACUCUGGGGGGGACACCUCGCUCCCCAUGCUGCUGCCCAGGAACACGCCUGGACAAGGAUUUUGGAAUUUAUGGAAUGCAAUCUAAGAGGGUGAAGAACCCCUGAAAAGGGGAAAUCAUUCAGCAUAUGUCACUCCUUUUUUUCAGUCAAUAGGUAACAUGAACAGGAAAUGUGUAAGCUAAUGACACCCUCCUAAAGGUGUUAAGCAACACAAACCGCUCAGCGCCAGUAGAAUGCUUGCGUUGACAGUAGAGUGCUUGCGUUGUCUUGUCUUAAGAAUUUCAGUGCCCAGUCUAACCUUGUGUUGCUCUGUGCACCUGACAAAUAAAAGACU
Messenger RNA from Hypomesus transpacificus, 1824 nucleotides. RefSeq names its product bile acid-CoA:amino acid N-acyltransferase-like. The transcript is spliced from 11 exons. The record is from RefSeq and is a predicted model, not a curated record. Bases 148 to 1584 code for a protein of 478 amino acids. Gene Ontology annotation, biological process: fatty acid metabolic process; acyl-CoA metabolic process. NCBI's taxonomy places the organism in Eukaryota, Metazoa, Chordata, Actinopteri, Osmeriformes, Osmeridae. Gene Ontology annotation, molecular function: fatty acyl-CoA hydrolase activity.